AAGUAAAAGUAAAAAUGGCACAAUGUGGUCAGCGUUUUAACUCCCUCUUCGCCGCAACAUCAGCAUUCAUUUUUGCCUCAUAUACCUCAUAUACUGUUCGAAUAUGCGUGUAUAUAUAUUUAUUAUGCUUGCGCACCCUGCGCUUGUACAAGCAAAACUUUUAUUUAAGUGUAUAUCCCCAUUUUUAAACUCCCCAUGAUGUGAAAAAAACAUGUCAUGAUUAGCAACUCGCAAAAGGACUCCAUUUUUCGCAAAUUUUUUUUUUUAAGCGAAGCGGCGAAGCAACGUACAAUCGUGCAGCUGCCGAAAGUUUUCGUCCCUCCUCUGCAAACAUGGGGAGUUACAUCCCUCAUUUGAUAUAUUCAUAAAUUAAUUCCCUUUUUUUAUGUACAAUUAGCCAAAUUUUUAACCCCCUUUUGAACCUCAUUUGACCAAAUUGCGCAACCAGCAGUUUUAUGCAAAAAUUCGCAUCACACUGCGUUGUGGUUUUUCUGAAUUUUUUUUUUUUUUUUUUUGUCACCUCUGUGAAGAUGAAAUUACUCCGCUUUGUAAAACAUUUGAACAUCCCAAGGGGAAGCGCUUUGGAAAAAUUGUGUAAAUGUGACAAGACAAGUAGGGGGUUUAAAGCGCUGACAAAUGCAUGCACCUCGAGGGGCAGCACAAGCGAGCAUAAUCAUAAUCCGUUGCACGACAGAGGGGGGGGGUGCGUGCGGAGGAGGAGGUUCCAUAGCAGCCGGGGGGAAAUCCCAAAAGGAGGCGACUCCGUGGGGAAGAAAAAUGAACCAUCAGGAGAUAACCACAGUGAGAGCGCGCCCCCCCCCGUGGACGACGUUGCAAACGAACGCGAGAAAAAAAAAAUCAACAGGUUUUACCUAGACAGCCAAGCGACCACCAUGAUCGACCCCAGAGUGCUAGACAAAAUGCUGCCCUACAUGACGUACAUAUAUGGAAACGCACAUUCGCGAAACCAUUUCUUUGGGUGGGAAUCCGAAAAGGCAGUGGAGGAUGCGAGGAAAAACAUCCUCCAUUUAAUCAACGGAAAAAACAACAAAGAAAUUAUCUUCACCUCAGGAGCCACAGAAAGUAAUAACUUAGCACUUAUAGGAAUAUGCACCUACUAUAACAAACGAGACAGCAAAAAAAACCACAUAAUUACGUCGCAAAUUGAACAUAAGUGCAUCCUGCAGACGUGCCGAUAUUUACAAACGAAGGGAUUUGAAGUGACUUAUUUGAAACCCGAGCCGAACGGAAUCGUACGCUUAGAAGAUAUAGAAAAGAGCAUAAAGGAGAGUACCAUAAUGGCGUCCUUCAUCUAUGUUAAUAACGAAAUAGGGGUCAUACAAGACAUUGAAAAGAUUGGUCUUUUGUGUAAAGAAAGAAAUGUAAUUUUCCACUCGGAUGCAUCCCAAGCGGUAGGUAAAAUUCCCAUCGAUGUGCAAAAAAUGAACAUCGAUUUGCUGUCCAUUUCAGGCCAUAAAUUAUACGGCCCAAAAGGAAUCGGAGCGUUAUAUAUAAAAAGGAAAAAGCCGAACAUACGGCUAAAUGCGUUAAUACAUGGAGGGGGGCAAGAAAGGGGACUACGCUCUGGGACUUUACCCACCCAUUUAAUUGUAGGCUUAGGAGAAGCAGCAAAUUUGGGAUCCAUCGAAAUGAAUCGUGACCAUAAAAAAAUGAAAUUCUUUUUUCACUAUGUGAAGGAUCACUUGAUGGAAAACUUAGAUUAUAUCGUUUUCAAUGGGUGCCAAACGAAUAGAUACUUUGGAAACAUGAAUGUGUCCUUUUUAUUUGUGGAGGGAGAAAGUUUGCUAAUGUCUUUGCACGAAAUAGCCCUCAGUUCGGGUUCUGCUUGCACAUCUAGCACGUUAGAACCCAGCUACGUAUUACGCUCCAUAGGAAUAUCAGAAGACAUUGCGCACACGUCCAUACGAAUCGGGUUCAACAGAUUCACCACCUUCUUCGAAGUGCAGCAGCUGUGCGAAAAUUUGGUUAAGUCUGUCAAGAGGUUAAGGAGCAUCUCCCCGUUGUACGAAAUGGAGAUGGAGAAGAAGACCUCCGGUGAUACGCCUCAUUUUGUGUGGACCUAG
Plasmodium vivax (malaria parasite P. vivax) is the source of this 2084-nucleotide messenger RNA. RefSeq names its product cysteine desulfurase, mitochondrial precursor, putative. The record is from RefSeq and is a predicted model, not a curated record. Bases 456 to 2084 code for a protein of 542 amino acids. NCBI's taxonomy places the organism in Eukaryota, Apicomplexa, Aconoidasida, Haemosporida, Plasmodiidae. The transcript has a single exon. Gene Ontology annotation, molecular function: cysteine desulfurase activity. Gene Ontology annotation, biological process: iron-sulfur cluster assembly. Gene Ontology annotation, cellular component: cytosol; mitochondrion.